AUGGGCAGCGUUGGGUCCGGAAAGACGACUCUGUUACUGGGAAUGUGCGGAGAAGUGAGGCUGACAGCCGGGACAGGGUUUGUGGCUGGCCGAGUUGCCUACGUGGAGCAAAACCCUUACUUCCUUGACGAUACACUGCGGGCAAAUAUUCUGUUUGGAAACAACUAUGAGGAGGAGCUCUACCGGCGUGUUAUUGACGCGUGUGCCUUGGCUGAGGACAUCAGUCGGUGGCCUGAUCGUGAUAUGACUAUCAUAAGCGACGAUGGCGGCAAUAUUUCUGGUGGACAAAAGGCACGGGUGGCACUGGCAAGGGCUAUCUACACGAAGGCGGAUAUCUAUAUCCUGGACGAUCCACUAUCCGCAGUCGAUCCGCACAUCAAGCGCCAUUUGCUUGACCAUGUCUUGCUGAACACGGGCAUCCUUGGCGAUAAGCUGCGUGUUGUA
Linderina pennispora is the source of this 444-nucleotide messenger RNA. RefSeq names its product P-loop containing nucleoside triphosphate hydrolase protein. Gene Ontology annotation, biological process: transmembrane transport. NCBI's taxonomy places the organism in Eukaryota, Fungi, Kickxellomycota, Kickxellomycetes, Kickxellales, Kickxellaceae. Gene Ontology annotation, molecular function: ATP binding; ATPase-coupled transmembrane transporter activity; ATP hydrolysis activity. Gene Ontology annotation, cellular component: membrane. The transcript has a single exon. The annotation marks the transcript as partial. The record is from RefSeq and is a predicted model, not a curated record.